This is a messenger RNA of Entrophospora candida, 130 nucleotides long. NCBI's taxonomy places the organism in Eukaryota, Fungi, Glomeromycota, Glomeromycetes, Entrophosporales, Entrophosporaceae. The record is from the annotation of a GenBank genome assembly.
CAUUCAGCAAUAAUUGAUAAUAAUGCUAGAAAACCUAAUGAAACAGUCAAACAAUGGGGUUCAAGAUUACGAAAAAGAUAUAAAAUAAUAACUUAUCAAGAUUAUGACCAGCCAAAAACUUUAGCAGAAU